AUGUCCUCUCCUAUUGAGUCAUGGAUGAACUCGGAUGAGGAUGUGGCAAUCGCUCUCAAUCGCCAUAACCCGCGCUUUGCCUCAUGUUCCUGUGUCAAGUGUCUGAAGGCACCAGGGCUUCUCGACGACUUGUACGCUCAGGGGAAGGGCAGAGUCGUCGAAGACAUGAUCGACUGGCAGAACGCUCUUGACGCUGCUGGAGAGUGGCCACCCCAGCGCCCUCCGUCUGUACCUUAUUGUGAAAACUGUUAUGCGCAUGAGUCGCAGACCCAGAAGCCCUUUCUGUCGUGUUCAAGAUGCAAGAUGGCGAGAUACUGCAAUGCGGAGUGUCAACGCACACAUUGGAAGGCACACAAACGAUGCUGUGAACCCUUCAGCGAAUCCACGUCACCGAAAGAGAAUAUCUUCGAUUUUCUUCAGCAGCUUCGUCGACUUACAUUCGAUAGUCAAGACCGCAUCAAUCCGCGUGAGCGAUGCGCCACUUGCGGCACAAAGGAGUACAUCACCUUCUGUACUGCUUGCCGACGGAUCAAGUACUGCUCGCCCUACUGUCAAAUGCAGGAUUGGAAGAGUGGCCACAAGACUGAAUGUAAACUCUGGAAGCAGGUGGCUGCCGAUGAAGCGGAACGUCUGUCUCGGAUACGCUUGUUACAAAUACCUCGCGAGAACGGUGAACUAUGUGGAGGUUGCGGCGCCAUCAAACCCAAGAAACUUUGCGGCGCUUGUAAGGAGGUCAUGUAUUGCUCUGCGGAAUGUCAACAGAAGGAUCGGCCGGUCCAUAAGCAAGUCUGCAACACGAGGCAGUACCUUGAUCUUCAGUCCUUCUGGCCGCUACUCGCGCUGCUUGUCGAAUGGUCGCACAUCCAUUCUGUUAAGCCAACCCACGUCGCGCUGCGCAAAACGAUCCUAAACAGGCCUGGUCCAACUGAGCCCGUCAUUCAAUCGCCUGACGGUCGGACUGCACGACAAGUCUUCCUCGCCGAGAAGCAGCCCAUCACACUAGCCCUGCCGAUGCUGGAUCCUCACUGGUGGCCCUUGGAGACGGACGCAGACGCGCGCCGUAGGCUUAUGUGGCGUAUCAAGCGCGAAGGAUCUGUCUUCCCCAUACUGACCGCUAUAGCGACGGGACUCCUCGCAGAGAUGUACGCUGAGCCGCUGCACACAAGUGAUGUGAUACCUCGUCUGCGUUAUGAAUCUGGCCCACUCGCGGACUUCGGCAUUGCGGCUGGUGUUGCCACUGUCACGGGCGUGGACAAACUCAACUAUGUCGAGGUUGACACUCCGAACCGGCGCGUCACUCACGGGCAGGACCCUGAUGACCACUACUGGUUCUACUUCCGUACUGUACUUGGAGAGGAGCUCAAAAUUGACUGCAAUAUGUCCACGUUCGAGAUGAACUGGAUGGUGCGCGUCAACGCACCGGGUCACGACGGCGGACACGGCGUUCUUCGAGACUCAGAUCUCCACGCCUUGGUCUCUCGAAGCUCGUUCGGAAGUCGCCCUGAGCAGCUUUACCAGGCCGAGGAAGACUUACACGCCAUGGAGAAGUUCAUGAGCCGCCUUGCUCGCAGAGAGGUCACGAAGACGGAGGUCGCCUUUGCGAUGACGCUGGUCCGUGAACAUACACUUCUCAUGCGCAACGCACUUGCAGAUGGCGAAUGGCGUUCUUAUCCGGAGUUGCCUCUUCACGGGCCUGAUCUUGCUCCUGGAGAAACCCUGGAUCUUGAAGCAAAGCACAAGAAGCUCUUCCAGGAGGACAGGAGGCAGAGAAAGGCGCUGAAGGAGGCAGGGUGGAAGCGGUCGAAGCACGAGUAG
Peniophora sp. CBMAI 1063 is the source of this 1815-nucleotide messenger RNA. The record is from the annotation of a GenBank genome assembly. NCBI's taxonomy places the organism in Eukaryota, Fungi, Basidiomycota, Agaricomycetes, Russulales, Peniophoraceae.